This is a messenger RNA of Paramecium sonneborni, 1745 nucleotides long. NCBI's taxonomy places the organism in Eukaryota, Ciliophora, Oligohymenophorea, Peniculida, Parameciidae. The record is from the annotation of a GenBank genome assembly.
AUGAACUUCCUAUCUGAAAACUCUUCCAAAAAGAUUUUUUAAUAGCCAUACUUUUAGUAAAAAGGUACCUUAGAAUACAAAGUAUUCGAUAAAUGUUUAAAGAUUAAAAUUUAAAUCACAUUUUCCAAAGAUUAAAAAAUUAUUUAUUCAAGAGAUGGAGUAAUUUUGAGAGUGUAAUAUAUCUUUAUUGAAUGUAAAAGAGAAGAAAUUGCAAACUUAUCCAAAAACCCAGAAAUUCUAAAAAAUAUGGAAUAAAUCAAAAAUCUUGCUUGGUAAGGUGAAAAGGCAUAGAAUAAUAAAAAACAUGGAAAAUGGAAAGCCUCUUGGAAUGGAGAAGGUCUGAUGAAUGUUGGUGGAUAUUAUAAAGAUGGGUUAAAGCAAGGCUUAUGGAAAGAAAUAAUUGAAAAUUAUUCUACGUAUGUUAUAUUUAUUACUAAUUUAAAUAGUCAAGCUUAGGUUUAUUUAUUUGGAGAAUACUAUAAAGAUUUAAGAAGAGGUAAAUGGAGUUAUAUAUAUAAAAAUAAUAAGAUGUACUUACUUAAAUAAUUAUCUAGCUAUGGGGGAUUAUACAACGAAGAAGGUUAAAAAAAAGGUAAAUGGAUAGAGUUGAGCGAUGGAUUUAUGGAUUAUUCUUAAGUAAUUUAUAUUGGGCAAUAUAAUACGAAUGGAAUAAAAGUUGGUGUCUGGCAAAUCUUUUGGUUUGAAGGACUAUAAAUGUAAAGGCUAAAAUGAUAAUAGAGGUGGUGGAUUUUAUAGUGAAUAGUUAGGAGCUUAAGAGAAAAAGAUAGGAAGAUGGAUCGAAUUAUCAAAGGGAUUCAAAUAAGAGAGCUAAAUCACUUAUAUUGGUGAAUAUAAUAUUUAUGGAAUAAAAGCUGGAAGGUGGGAUACUUAUUUUAAUUGGAGAGAAAAUAAAAAAAUGUAAAAUUAAAUAUUGUUUUAGAGGUGGCGGAUUUUAUAAUGAAUAAGAAGGAAGUUUAAUAAAGAUAGGAAGAUGGAUGGAAUUGUCUAAGAAUUUUAGGUUGGAUUCUUAAAUUAUUUAUAAUGGUGGAUAUAAUAUGAAAGGUUAGAAAAUUGGAAAAUGGGAUAUUUUUCGGUUAGGAGGAGAAUAAAUGUAAAAACUAAACUAAAUAUAGAGGUGGUGGAUUAUAUGACGAGUAAGAAGGAGGUUCAAGAAAGAUUGGAAGAUGGAUUGAGUUGUCACAGAAUUUUUACGAUUAUUCUUAAGUCACCUAUAAUGGUGAAUAUAAUUAAAAUGGUUAAAAAGUAGGUAGAUGGAAUAUAAUGUAUAAUGAAGGCUUGGGAUAUAAAUAAAUGUAAUGGAUAAUGUAAUUUUAGUGGUGGUGGAUUAUAUGAUGAGUUUGAAGGAUAUUCAAGAAAGAUUGGAAGGUGGAUAGAGUUAUCAGAUGAUUUUUGGAUGGAUUCCUAAGUGACCUAUGAUGGUAUUUAUAAUAAGGAUGGUAGAAAAAUUGAUAGGUGGGACAUUUAUCUUAAUUAUGGAGGAAACAACAAAAUGUAAAAGUUAAAAAUAUGCUAGUGGUGGUGGAUCAUAUAAUGAGUUUGAAGGAAGUUCAAGAAAGAAUGGGAAGUGGAUUGAGUUGUGGGAAAAAUUUGAAGCUGAUUGUUAAAUAACUUAUUGUGGUUAAUAUAAUAAAGAAGGGAAAAAAGUUGGAAUAUGGAUUGAGAUGAAGAGAGAGUAUAAUGAGAAGAGGUUCAAAAAAAUAAAAAAAUUAAGAUAUGAUAAUUGA